Eubalaena glacialis (North Atlantic right whale) is the source of this 2614-nucleotide messenger RNA. RefSeq names its product signal transducer and activator of transcription 5A. Gene Ontology annotation, biological process: regulation of transcription by RNA polymerase II; cytokine-mediated signaling pathway; growth hormone receptor signaling pathway via JAK-STAT. NCBI's taxonomy places the organism in Eukaryota, Metazoa, Chordata, Mammalia, Artiodactyla, Balaenidae. The transcript is spliced from 17 exons. The coding region runs from base 127 to 2199 and encodes 690 amino acids. The record is from RefSeq and is a predicted model, not a curated record. Gene Ontology annotation, molecular function: RNA polymerase II cis-regulatory region sequence-specific DNA binding; DNA-binding transcription factor activity, RNA polymerase II-specific.
UUCCUGUAGUAACAGCCGCCGCCACCGCCUCCGCCGCCGCCAGGAGCCCGGGCCGGGAGCGAGCGUCAGCCCUGUAGCCGGACGGCUCUGCGCGACCAGCCCUCUGCUCGCGCUAGGUGAACGGACAUGGCGGGCUGGAUCCAGGCCCAACAGCUGCAGGGAGAUGCGCUUCGCCAGAUGCAGGUGCUGUACGGGCAGCACUUCCCCAUCGAGGUCCGGCAUUACUUAGCGCAGUGGAUCGAGAGCCAGCCGUGGGAUGCCAUCGACCUGGACAAUCCCCAGGACCGACCCCAGGCCACCCAGCUCCUGGAGGGCCUGGUGCAGGAGCUGCAGAAGAAGGCAGAGCACCAAGUGGGGGAAGAUGGGUUCUUACUGAAGAUCAAGCUGGGGCACUACGCCACGCAGCUCCAGAACACGUAUGACCGCUGUCCCAUGGAAUUGGUGCGCUGCAUCCGCCAUAUUCUGUACAAUGAACAAAGGCUGGUCCGAGAAGCCAACAAUGGUAGUUCUUCUUCUGGGAUCCUGGUUGAUGCCAUGUCCCAGAAACACCUUCAGAUCAACCAGACACUUGAGGAGCUGCGACUGGUCACACAGGACACAGAGAAUGAGCUGAAGAAGCUGCAGCAGACUCAAGAGUACUUCAUCAUCCAAUAUCAAGAGAGCCUGAGGAUCCAGGCUCAGUUUUCCCAGCUGGCCCAGCUGAACCCCCAGGAGCGUCUGAGCCGGGAGACGGCCCUCCAGCAGAAGCAGGUGUCCCUGGAGGCCUGGCUGCAGCGCGAGGCCCAGACGCUGCAGCAGUACCGCGUGGAGCUGGCCGAGAAGCACCAGAAGACCCUGCAGCUGCUGCGGAAGCAGCAGACCAUCAUUCUGGAUGACGAGCUGAUCCAGUGGAAGCGGCGGCAGCAGCUGGCGGGGAACGGAGGGCCCCCCGAGGGCAGCCUGGACGUGCUGCAAUCCUGGUGUGAGAAGUUGGCGGAGAUCAUCUGGCAGAACCGGCAGCAGAUCCGCAGAGCUGAGCACCUCUGCCAGCAGCUGCCCAUCCCCGGCCCCGUGGAGGAGAUGCUGGCUGAGGUCAACGCCACCAUCACAGACAUCAUCUCAGCCCUGGUGACCAGCACGUUCAUCAUCGAGAAGCAGCCCCCUCAGGUCCUGAAGACUCAGACCAAGUUCGCAGCCACCGUGCGCCUGCUGGUGGGUGGGAAGCUGAACGUGCACAUGAACCCCCCCCAGGUGAAGGCCACCAUCAUCAGUGAGCAGCAGGCCAAGUCGCUGCUCAAGAACGAGAACACCCGCAAUGAGUGCAGCGGAGAGAUCUUGAACAACUGUUGUGUGAUGGAGUAUCACCAGGCCACAGGCACCCUCAGCGCCCACUUCAGGAACAUGUCGCUAAAGAGGAUCAAGCGCGCUGACCGGCGAGGCGCAGAGUCCGUGACGGAGGAGAAGUUCACGGUCCUGUUUGAGUCUCAGUUCAGUGUUGGCAGCAAUGAGCUUGUGUUCCAGGUGAAGACUCUGUCCCUUCCUGUGGUUGUCAUCGUUCACGGCAGCCAGGACCACAAUGCUACUGCCACCGUGCUGUGGGACAAUGCCUUUGCUGAGCCGGGCAGGGUGCCGUUUGCAGUGCCUGACAAAGUCCUGUGGCCACAGCUGUGCGAGGCGCUCAACAUGAAAUUCAAGGCCGAAGUGCAGAGCAACCGGGGCCUGACCAAGGAGAACCUCGUGUUCCUGGCGCAGAAGCUGUUCAACAGCAGUAGCAGCCACCUCGAGGACUACCACGGCAUGUCCGUGUCCUGGUCCCAGUUCAAUAGGGAGAACUUGCCAGGCUGGAACUACACCUUCUGGCAGUGGUUCGAUGGGGUCAUGGAGGUGCUGAAGAAACAUCACAAGCCCCAUUGGAAUGACGGGGCCAUCCUAGGUUUUGUGAAUAAGCAACAGGCCCAUGACCUGCUCAUCAACAAGCCCGACGGGACCUUCUUGUUGCGCUUUAGCGACUCAGAAAUAGGGGGCAUCACCAUUGCCUGGAAGUUUGACUCUCCUGACCGUAACCUGUGGAAUCUGAAGCCGUUUACCACGCGGGAUUUCUCCAUCCGGUCCCUGGCCGACCGGCUGGGGGACCUGAGCUAUCUCAUCUACGUGUUUCCCGACCGGCCCAAGGAUGAGGUCUUCUCCAAGUACUAUACUCCUGUGCUCGCAAAACACUGAGUGGGACUCACUUCUGUGCCCUUGGAGGAAGAGGCUGCAGUGCUGGGGGAGGAGCCAUAAUGCAAACCCACAGAUAAUGCACGACUCCCAUCUUGAUCAGCUGCCCUCACCACUCUCCACCCUCAAACCUACCCUCAAGUUGAGUGUAGGAAGCAAAAUGACAGGUUUUUCCUCUUCAACCUGUCCCCAGUCCAUUGGUUGGGUUGGUUCCUUGGUGUUGAUUCUGUUUCCUUGGCAGGGGUGUGGGUGAGGAGAGAGAGAGCAAACAGGCCAGAAAAGGAAGCAGGAGAAGGGAUGAGACUGAAGCCAGGGCCUGGGUGGUGUUUAUUGGGAGUCUGUGGGAAAUUUCAUCCCUGCUGAGGCCCCAUGGCAAUGUGGGGGGAGGCAGACUGCAUAGGUGGGUUUCCACUCCCCU